GCAAGCUUCCCCCUCGUACCCCCGACCCCUCCUCCAGCUCCCCCUCCGGCCGCCGCAAUGCCGGUCUACCGCAUCCGCGGCGUGGACGUCGACUUCCCCUACGAUGCCUACGAUUGCCAGAUCACCUACAUGGACCGCGUCCUCCAGUCACUGCAACAGGGUAAUAACGCGCUGCUCGAGAGCCCGACGGGGACGGGGAAGACGCUCUGCCUGCUCUGCUCCGCGCUCGCCUGGCGGCGCACCUUCGGGGAGUUUCUGCGGGGCGGUGGCGGAGGUGGGGGCGGGGGAGGCAGCCAGCCAUCAGGGAGCCAGCAGUCUGGGGCAUCCGCGACCCAGUCAUCGUCGUACCCCGUGAUUAUAUAUGCCUCCCGGACGCAUAGCCAGCUUCGGCAGGUGAUCAAGGAGCUCAAGGCCACCAGCUACAGGCCGAAAAUGGCAGUGCUGGGCUCCCGUGAGCAGAUGUGCAUCCAUGAAGAAGUGAGCAAACUCCGGGGAAAAGCACAGAACAAUGGUUGCCACUACCUCUGCAAGAAGCGCAUGUGCCGUCAUAACAACAUUGUCACUGAUUACAUGAAAAACAACACCGAGCUUGGGAGUGAGCCUUUUGACAUUGAAGACUUGGUUAAUAUUGGGAGAACCAAGGGACCUUGCCCAUAUUACAUUUCCCGGGAGCUUUCCAAGUCGGUUGAUAUUUUAUUUGCUCCUUAUAACUAUCUCAUUGAUCCGGGAAAUCGGCGUUCCUUAACUGGCAUAUCAUGGGACAAUGCAGUACUUAUAUUUGAUGAAGCACACAAUCUGGAGAGUAUAUGUGCAGAUGCUGCCUCUUUUGACUUGCUUACCAGCAACCUCACUUCUUGCAUCACGGAAGCUCAAGAAUGCAUCCAAUUGUGUUCAUUCAAGAGGUCCAUUGAAAAUUCUGCUGAAAAACAAUUUGACCCAGAAAACUAUGCUAUCCUCAAAGCUCUUUUAAUGGCACUUGAAAAAAAAAUCGGUGAGCUUGUAAUUGAUUCCAAGGAGCUGGGUUACACAAAGCCUGGGAGUUACAUAUACGAGUUCCUCUCUGAACUGAAUAUUACGUCUGAAACAUCCAAAAAGCUUAUUGAGACUAUCGAUAGUGCUUCUCUACUGCUCGAGGAAGGAAAUUCUGGUGAAACUAAAGCUGGUGUCAAGGCAAAAUCUACUGUUUCUAGAUUGGAAACAAUUAGAGAUAUGCUUGACAUAAUAUUUAAGGGUGGUGGUCAAAACCAUGCGAAGUAUUAUAGUUUUCAUGUGAAUGAAUCAUCUCGACAGACAUCUGGUGACUCAUUGCAAGUUUUCGGUAAGGCUUCAAGGACUCUUAGUUGGUGGUGUUUUAACCCAGGGCUUGCUAUGGAGGAAUUUCUGAAGUUGGGUGUACGCUCCAUUAUUUUAACUUCUGGAACUUUAUCUCCCUUGGACUCGCUUGCCAUGGAAUUAAACCUUGAGUUCCCUGUCAGGCUAGAGAAUCCUCAUGUCAUUUCUCAAGAUCAAAUCUGGGUUGGAGUUGUGCCUGUGGGGCCAUCAGGACACCCACUUAAUUCUUCUUAUCGGACACGUGAGACUGUAAAAUACAAACAAGAAUUGGGCACUGUUAUAGUUAAUUUUGCUCGUAUUGUGCCAGAUGGUCUCCUUGUUUUCUUUCCUUCAUAUUCUAUGAUGGACAAGUGUAUCGACUACUGGAAAAAUAGGAACCAUGAACAUUCAGUGGAUGAUAGCACAAUAUGGCAGAGAAUGUGCAAGCAUAAGCAGCCAGUUAUAGAGCCUAGGCAGUCUUCAAACUUCCCAAAUGCAAUUGAGGAUUAUGCGGCCAAAUUACGCGAUCCUUCUACUUCUGGGGCAAUUUUUUUCGCAGUUUGUCGCGGCAAAGUUAGUGAGGGUCUUGAUUUUGCUGACCGUGCUGGGAGAGCUGUAAUAGUUACUGGAAUGCCCUUCUCCACCCCGACUGAUCCUAAGGUUCGGCUCAAGCGUGAGUAUUUGGAUAAGCAGGCUAAACCAUCUAACAAAAACCCAAAGGCUUUGACAGGAGAGGAGUGGUAUGUACAACAAGCAGCAAGGGCUGUCAAUCAGGCUGUUGGACGCGUCAUCAGACAUCGCCAUGACUAUGGAGCAAUUAUUUACUGUGACGAAAGGUUUGUGUGGCCAAAUUACCAAUCCCAGAUGUCCUACUGGCUCAAACCUUAUAUAAAGUGCUACUCUAAGUAUGGGGAAGUAGUUCAAACAUUGACAAGAUUUUUCCGGGAUAAAGUUUGUGUAGACCCAAAAGAGAUGGACUGUAAUGAUAGCGUUUCACCGCCUGCAGACAAAUGUCUGCCGCAGGAGAUUCUAUCUGACUCGCCUGCCACAGCAGUAAAUGAGCACCGGGGAACUACAGUAUCAUUGAAUGCAACCACCAGAAAAGACAACUAUAUGAAGUUUACCCAGAUCACUCCUGCCAAUCGCACUACCCUUCCUAUGAAACAUGGCUGUUCCACUUCACAGCUCGCAUCCUCAAGGGGCCAAUUUUCUCAGGAUUCUCAGGUUGUUGAUUUGAUCGAUAAUGCGACCAUGCAUGGACAAUUGAAGGAGCAUACCUUAAAGUCUAUGAGGCUUAAGAAGGCUAAAAUAGCAGAUGUCUCUUCACAAUUGAAACAUAAUGUUGAGUCGAGAGCUUUGACUGGAAACGGAGGUCAACAAUCUACACCUCCAUCAAAAAGAAGUACCAUUGAACAAGCAUGUGAAAAGAAUGAGGCUAUUCAAGAAAGAUGUGGAGGCCAGGAAUCUACUACUGGACCGGCCUUCUUGAAGCUGGCUCGAGAAAAGCUCAGUACUGCAGAGUAUGGAGAGUUUGUUGAAUUUAUGAAGGCCUUAAAAUUGAAAACCAUGCACAUCAAAGACUCACUAGAAGCAAUAGCGAAACUGUUUUCUUCUCCAGGGCGACUCACACUUCUUGAAGGGUUCAGGGUCUUCGUUUCUAAGAAUCAUCUUCCAUUAUAUGAGCAGCUUGUUCGAAAAUAUACCAUGGCUAAUACAUAAUGACAUCAUCUGUUGCACAUAUUUAAAGAUGAAAUGUGGAAAAACCUCAAGCAGCAAGCCCAAAGAAUUCCACUGAAUUCAUGCAAUUAACUGAUGGAUCUGUUGAAGAAGUGGUUCAUCCCAAUCAGUGCAUUGCACAUGUUGUGGAGUAUGUGUAGGGAUCUUCAACUGUAAAUUAAACAAUGUAAUUAUCCUGUAUUAUGUUUCUGGAAAUAGGUUUAUAUAACGCAUUCUCGGUACUUUGGUUCUGGUACAUUUAGUUUAAUGAGCAUUCCCAGGUUUUCAGCAAUGGGCUUAGCUUAUGGUUGUUGUGUUGAACUUAUGUUGUACGUAGUUUGCUACACUGAAAGUGGAAGUUAAUGACUUUUUUGUAUGAA
Messenger RNA from Triticum dicoccoides, 3407 nucleotides. Its product is annotated as regulator of telomere elongation helicase 1 homolog. Gene Ontology annotation, cellular component: nucleus. Lineage: Eukaryota; Viridiplantae; Streptophyta; Magnoliopsida; Poales; Poaceae. The transcript has 25 exons. Gene Ontology annotation, biological process: telomeric loop disassembly; negative regulation of DNA recombination; negative regulation of t-circle formation. The record is from RefSeq and is a predicted model, not a curated record. The coding region runs from base 58 to 3030 and encodes 990 amino acids. Gene Ontology annotation, molecular function: DNA binding; ATP binding; DNA helicase activity.